Molecule: messenger RNA, 960 nt
Organism: Nerophis ophidion (straightnose pipefish)
Lineage: Eukaryota; Metazoa; Chordata; Actinopteri; Syngnathiformes; Syngnathidae
Product: olfactory receptor class A-like protein 1
Exons: 1
Coding region: 1-960 (319 amino acids)
Biological process (GO): G protein-coupled receptor signaling pathway
Cellular component (GO): membrane
Molecular function (GO): pheromone receptor activity
Source: RefSeq, a predicted model, not a curated record
AUGGACCUGUGUGUAACCGUCAAAGGCGUCUCCUUCCUCUUGCAGACAGGUAUGGGCAUCUUGGGGAACACCGUGGUCCUGCUGGCCUAUGCCCACAUCAUCUUUACGAAGUCCAAGAUGCUUCCUGUGGACAUGAUCCUGUGCCACCUUGCCUUUGCCAACCUCGUGCUCCUGCUGACCCGCGGCGUCCCCCAGACCAUGACGGUGUUCGGCCGCACUAACCUGCUCAACAACCCAGGCUGCAAGGUGGUCAUUUUCAGCUAUCGCAUGAGCCGGGCAUUGUCCGUGUGCCUCACCUGCAUGCUCAGUGUGUUCCAGGCAGGGACUGUCGUCCCCGCUGGGCCACGCUUAUUAAAAUUGAAGUCUGCACUCCACUCCCUGGUCUUCCCCACCUUUGCCGGACUCUGGUUACUCAACUCGGCCAUAUACUUUCAAACUUUUUUUCAUGCUAUAGCUCCACGCAAUGGCACUAUCCCCGCCUUUACGCUCAACCUGGGCUUCUGUCAUUUGGACUUCAAAAAUAACUUGAACUAUGUCAUAAAAGGGGUUUUGGCUUCCGGAAGGGAUUUUUUCUUCGUGGCCCUGAUGGUGGCCUCCAGCGGGUACAUCCUGCUGCUACUCCACCGCCACAGCCGGCAGGUGAGAGCAAUCCAUCGCUCCCGAGGCGUUGGCUCUGAGACCCGAGCAGUCAAGACGGUGGUUACCCUGGUGGUCCUGUACGUCUUUUUCUUUGGGAUCGAUAAUGUGAUCUGGAUCUACAUGCUGACCGAAGCCAAGGUGUCUCCAGUGGUGACUGACAUGAAGGUGUUCUUCUCCUCCUGCUUUGCUUUCCUCAGCCCGUACUUUAUCAUCUCUUCAAACAGAAAGGUGAAGGCCAAAGUUUUGUGUGCGGCCGAGCAAGACCGACCACCGUCAAUGGACACUCAGGAGUCACGUGAUAAAGGACUGUCUCUUUCCUGA